Messenger RNA from Truncatella angustata, 816 nucleotides. RefSeq lists its product as uncharacterized. The record is from RefSeq and is a predicted model, not a curated record. NCBI's taxonomy places the organism in Eukaryota, Fungi, Ascomycota, Sordariomycetes, Amphisphaeriales, Sporocadaceae. The transcript has a single exon. The coding region runs from base 1 to 816 and encodes 271 amino acids.
AUGGCCAAGAUGUUUUUCGUUCAGAUAAUUGCCAAUCUCGAGGGGUACAAGAGAGUAGACGUCGCAAGACCAUACGGAGACGCCACACUCCAAAAUGUCGACCUUCGUCUCAUCGUCCUCGAGAGACUCUACAACGUCACAUCGCCUCCGCCAAUGUUGGACCCGACCUGGGAGUCUCUCGAAUUUCGUACCAGACGUCUCAGCAGAAACCUCCCAUUGCCAAAUCCAUUGCCGAACCCAUCGCUUCGAUUCAAUCCUAACGAAGUUGAGAUUCAUGUCACACCCGAGGCCGUGCAAAAGCUUAUGGUUAGGCUUGAUCCUCAGUAUCUCAUCACUGCUCCCAAGAGCGAAGAUUUUAGCUUCGAUGCCAUCGCCCAGCACGUAUGCUAUAUCGCCGGUACUCAAAACUGGAACGUGCCUGGAACGAUCAAAGACUUGACGAGGCUUUAUGCAGUUGCUUCAGAGUUAUGUAUCAGGAUUGAGGACACACUACAGUCACACGGCCCACUCCAUCGGCCAAUGCACCCCAUGAGGCCAGGUUUCCCUGGAGGGCCGAUGCACCCACCUUCUCCGUGCUUUCGUCCUAAUCCAUCAGUCGGGACAUGCUGUUCCUGUCACCAUCAAAAGGGGAAACCUAAAGUAUUGCAAUCCCGUAGUCUCACCGCCCAGCUUUUCGGUGCCAAACCUAGCCGAAAGCGCAAUUCCAGCUCGCUGGGGUGGGGAUGGCUGGGCAGACUGUUUGGCAAAAAGAAGGUUGAUUACCAUAGCGACACGAGCUCCAGUGGCAGCGAGUCAGACACGUUGAACGAUGAGUGA